AUGCAGAAGAAGAAGUGGUGGGCCUGGCCGUGGUUUCACCAAUGCCCCACACAACCCACAGCCAAAACCACCAUCUCCCUCGAGCCCAACGGAACUCCAAAGGUUGUGACCACCGUUUCUACGCCAGGCCCCCAGGCGCCCCCACGUCUUCCGAUUUAUGUGGAGUGGGCGGAUUCUGUGCAAGUUCCAGAAGAAUCUCGGACCAAAGCGUCCCACUAG
Penicillium samsonianum is the source of this 219-nucleotide messenger RNA. RefSeq lists its product as uncharacterized. The coding region runs from base 1 to 219 and encodes 72 amino acids. The record is from RefSeq and is a predicted model, not a curated record. The transcript has 2 exons. NCBI's taxonomy places the organism in Eukaryota, Fungi, Ascomycota, Eurotiomycetes, Eurotiales, Aspergillaceae.